This is a messenger RNA of Echinococcus granulosus, 5280 nucleotides long. Its product is annotated as Zinc finger FYVE domain-containing protein. The transcript has 24 exons. NCBI's taxonomy places the organism in Eukaryota, Metazoa, Platyhelminthes, Cestoda, Cyclophyllidea, Taeniidae. Gene Ontology annotation, cellular component: nucleus; Mre11 complex. Gene Ontology annotation, molecular function: manganese ion binding; zinc ion binding; nucleic acid binding. The record is from RefSeq and is a predicted model, not a curated record. Gene Ontology annotation, biological process: double-strand break repair. The coding region runs from base 1 to 5280 and encodes 1759 amino acids.
AUGCCUCGCGGAAGCGCGAAUUAUUCUGCCCUAGUUUUGUUUAUCGGAGUUUACACGUUAGGAAUGACUUGUGCUCUACCAGACCCGGACCAAGAUGCCUUGAUGAAGGAAUCCCCUUCUGAACAUGUUGUUACACCCCCUAAAUCCGUUAAAAUCAUCGAUGCAAAUGAAAAUUUCUUGUUUGAUGAUUCGGUCGCCCUAGCUCACGCCCUUGGCUGUCCGCCAGAAAUGAAGCUUAAGACCUUAGCCAUCGUGGGUAACACGGGGGAUGGAAAAUCACACACCCUGAAUCGCGCAUUUUGCCUUGAAGGUGCUGGUGAUGGUGCAGAGGAUGUUUUCUUUACCUCCUCAUCUCAAUCCAACUGUACACUCGGAGUUUGGGCUGCUUUCGAGCCACAGCGUGGUUAUCUUCUUCUCGACACUGAAGGCCUUUUGGGUACCUCUGCAAACCCUAACCGUCAGCGUCGGCUGUUGUUGAAAGUAUUCGCGGUGGCUGACGUAGUGGUGUACCGAUCCAUGUCUGAUCGCCUACAUACGGACAUGUUCACUUUCCUGGCGGAUGCCUCGGACGCCUUUGUUCGUCACUUCCAGCCUCACCUGGAGGCCCUGGCUCAGCAGUACGAACUCCCUUGGUCCGCUCGCCAACUCGGUCCUGCGGUUCUCAUCUUCCAGGAGACCCGCCACACUCUUCCUCUUGUUGAUGAUGCGGAUGGAACUGCCUUUUUGAAGAAGAGGUUUGCUAGUAUCCAUCGUAAUGUGGACGCCUUUUCCAAUCUUCGCUACGUUGGAAUUCAGACCGCCUCGGGAUCCACGAAUUUCAGUCCUUUUGUGCGCGUUGCGGAUGAGUUAAUGUUGGAGACGUCGGUACGAGCGCCGCGUCGACUGGAGCACAUCUUCCGCGCGCUUUUGGGCUUGAGUCAGCACUUUGCCAACGACCUUCCAGAUGCAGCAGCUACGGCGGCGACUACGUUGACCUUUGUUCAAGAGUACUUCACCUGUCCCGCCCGCUGCACCGUGUGCCAUGCGCGAUGUGAAUUGGGCGUGAACCACACCGGUGUGCCGCAUCAGUCGCGUACUCGCGACUUAGGAGACGGAUGCGAGUACUCCCCUUUACUGCAGAAUAAAAUCUACUACUGCAAGCGCUGCUACGCGAUGGGCCGUCCCAUAGUCCUUGUACCCAAGGCGCUGGAGGAGAGGGAGAAUGCGGUUACGGGAGUGAUGAAGUACCUGUGGUGGGGCUACGUACUGAGCUGUCCACAUCACGGUGUGGUGUACCGUAGUCGUGCUCAUUGGUCCGGCAAUCCCCCACCCGAGGACUCGCCCCAGAUCCAUUGGCAGGUUGUCCACCUCUGGCCAGGCGAGACCUCCCUCCUACAGGGCGCGCAUCCAUUUGGUCAACUGGUGGUGGAUGGUCUUACUAGCGUGAGCGAGCAGGUUUCUCAAUUGGCCGGCCCACCGACGCGUCUCUUGAGCGAUUUUAUUGCAGACUCUGUGGCUCCCGCCUACUGGCAGCCCAAUUCGCAGAUCAUCAACUACACUGCCGGCGCCAAAGUGUCGCCUACAGACGACGCAGAGAAGCAUCACUGUAGAGCGUGUGGUCGUGGGGUAUGCGACAGCUGCUCCAAACACCGUAUCCCCGUUCCCGAUCGCGGGUAUGUGGAAGCGGCUGUGCGGGUGUGCGAUCGCUGCUACGCUUCGAAGACCCAUUCCAAUGGUAGUUCUUCUGCCUCCACUGCCAUGGCUUCACGUUAUUCUGGCAGUCCUGAUAUCCCUAGAUCUUCCGCUGGGACGUCCAGUCGGCGAGUUUUUGAACUCCUCUCCGCCACUGCAGGCUACAUUGCUCCUGUCUUCAGCACUCCUAAGCAACUGGUGAAAGCAGCGGUGAGACCAGAUUACUGGCAGCCGGACGAGGAGUGUACGCAAUGCGUGCUGUGCGGUGGCGCCUUUGGUGCGCGUUUAUCGAUCCACCACUGCCGAGCGUGCGGGCGAGGCGUCUGUGCAGGAUGCUCAAGCCGCCGCCAGCCGGUGCCACAGCGGGGGCUCGACUGGCCCAAUCGCGGUCUAGACAACACAUUUCGCAUCCUAUUGACCUCCGACAAUCAUGUGGGCUAUAUGGAAAAAGAUGGAAUACGUGGCAGCGACACUUUUAAGACUCUAGAAGAAAUUCUCUGUUUGGGACAAGAACAUAAGGUUGAUUUUAUCCUGCAAGGUGGCGAUCUCUUCCACGAGGUUCGUCCCUCCAUUCGAUGUCUGAAUGAAGUCCUCCGACUUUUUCGCACCCACUGCCUCGACGAAAGCCCAGUUCAAUUCGAACUGCUCAGCAAUCCUGCGCUCAUCUUCGCCAACACUUCCUAUCCUGGUGUCAACUACCUCGAUUUAAAUCUCAACAUUGGCCUCCCCAUCUUCGCCAUCCACGGCAACCACGACGACCCGAGCGGAUUUGGCAGCGUCUGUCCUCCAGACCUCCUCCACACCUGUGGUUUCAUCAACCUCUUCGGCAAAUUCGAUAGUGUGGAGGAACUGGAAGUUAGCCCUCUCUUGUUUCGCAAGGGUUCUACCAAUUUGGCAAUCUAUGGAAUUGGCGCGAUUCGAGAAGAGCGCUUGCAUCGUCUCUUUCGUGACAACAAGAUCACCUUUCUUCGACCGGACCAGGGCGAGUGGUUUUCGAUCGCGGUAAUUCAUCAGAACCGAGUUCGUCAUGGACCCACUGGAUAUCUUCCAGAGAACUUUUUGCCCUCAUUUCUCGAUCUAGUGGUUUGGGGACAUGAGCACAGCUGUCGAAUUGAGCCAGAGUGGAAUGGUACGGGCAAUUUCUACGUAAUCCAACCGGGAAGUUCGGUGGCCACCUCGUUGAGUGAAGGCGAAGCAGUUGAAAAGUGUGCCGGUCUCUUGGAGAUUCGAGACAUGGAAUUCAAGUUGACUAAACUGCCAUUGCGCUCGGUACGCAGGUUCGUGUUCGAGGAGGUGGUAUUGAAAGAUGAGUUAUCAGAGGUAGACGUCAAUUCACCCGAUGUGGGCUUGCGCGUGGAGCAGUUGUGUACUGCGCGCAUCCAGGCAGCUAUCGAUCAAGCUGUCGUGGUGACCGCAGAAUCACGUCAGCAGGAACGCGUGGUGAAGGCAGAGGAGGGUGCGUCAGAAGCGAUGAUAUUCAAACAGCCGUCAGAACCGCUGGUCAGACUGCGCGUUGACACAAGCGGUGGUUUUGAGAGAUUCAGCGCACUUCGAUUUGGUCAGAAGUUUGUUGGACGCGUGGCCAAUCCCAAGGACCUGAUCACCUUCACUACCAAGCGCGAUGACGCUACGUGUCGUGGAACCGCCAUUAACACCACUGCCUUCUCUCAGCCCGGGACAGGUUUGAAUUCCGCAACGGAGCGAGGCGGCUUUUCAGUAAACGAUGUGGAAUUUUUCAUCAGCCGUUACUUUGCCUCAAACUCUAAGCUCCAGUUAGAGCUCCUCACCGAGGUGGAGAUGGCCACGGCGCUGCGCCACUUCGUCAUUGGUGCUGACAACGAGGCCAUCCACACUACUGUGGCAAAGAUGAUGGCUCAGACUCGGGGUCAUCUGGCUGAAGUCCGAUGUGGUGAAGAGGAAAUCAUCCCAGAGGUCAUGCGAUUCGCAAACAUUCGUAGGAAAGCUGAGGUUGAUGAUAAAGCUGCAAGUGGUGCUCCUCUGGUUGUCUCGGUCUUUAUGCCUGGCGCUAGUAAUGUGACGCAACCUAAGUUGGUUUGUGUAGAGAUCGUUUACUUAGCUGGAAUAGUGAAGAAAAUGGCACAGAUGUUUGGUGCAAAACUCACAUUGUUGGAUCUAAUUCGACCUCCAAUGCACGAAUCUACUCCUUCCGCUUCAGUCAUUGAUGCCGGUUCUGUCAAAACAGAGUCCAUAGAGGAAGCUAUAUCGGACACAUCUGUAUCUACCCGCAGACGAUUGAAACGGAUAACCAGCCCCUUCGUUGCCACCUCUUCAGAUGAGUCGCGGGGUGAAACAGAAGAUCAAAUGCUUCUGAAUAUCAUUGAGGAGGUGUCAGAGGACGGUGAAAAUGUUUUUCGUACCGGCUGCGAUCGACCAAGUUCGAGUGCCCAUUCGAUUUCUGAAAAACAAAAUUCCACCGGCCGCAGACGAGGAGGUGGGAGACGUGGAUUUGGCGGUAAGGCCCCUCGGAGAGGCUUUGGCCUCACAAGGCGUGCGGCUGCAGCUAUCCCCGAAAUUUCAGACACUGAGGCGAUCUGCAUCGAUUCGGGAGAAUCCAAUGACUUCGGCGAGAUAUCAUUCGACCUUAGGCGGAAAAGAGUCGUUGAUUUCACAGAUCGCCUUAAUCCAAGAUCGAGAGUGCCUCAUUCUUCCGGGAAGUCGGAAUUCUACUGCUCAACUUGCGAUGUCCCUUUGUAUUCCCAAGUUAAUUUUGAUAUUCACGUGAAAGGAAAAAAGCACAUUGACAGGCAAAAGCAAGUAUUGGGCUCUCGAGGACAGGGUAUUUACGUUGUUGAGGGUGGUGACGAUCCCUAUAAAGGCGCUACAUUUACUAAACCUUCAAUAAAUGCCUUGAACCGUGUCCCUUCUAACUCUUCCAAUAUCAACCUUAAUGACUCUACAUCUGCGUUAUUUUGCAGUGUUUGCAAUCUUCAGUUAAAUUCUAAAAGCCAACUAGAGGCGCACAUGGAUGGCAAAAAGCAUCGAAACAAAGCCAGCUAUUGCAUUGAAAAGGUCAACAAUUCUUCACCCUCCAACUUACACUACCUGAAUACAGUUCCGUCCGAUGCUGUGACCAACAUUCCUUCAGUUAAAGACUUCGUACCGUCAAAUUCGACCCUGUGUUCUGUCUGUGACGUGCCGGUGGGAAUCGCAUCCAUGGGCCUCCACGAAAUGGGUCGUACCCACAUAUUCAAGUCUGCUAUGGCAAACUGCUCCAGACUUAGAUUCUUGACAGAGAUAUCUCAAUCCGACACGGAUAUUGUGUUACAAAUGCCAUUCGAGGACAGUGCAUCGAUCACGUCCAUAUCCCUGGCAAUAGCGUUGGGUUUGGUGCAGGAGAACCGCGCCACUAUUGAUCAGCCCUCCGACCACUGCUUUGCCGUCUGGAUUUGCUCUCAAAAAUUGGCCGUUUCACGACGGAUGGGAGAUGUACGUCUACUCCUCAAAAAUUUAACCAAUAACCGACCGCGUCUGGUAAACAUCGUGAAGGACACCUUCAGCAUGGACGAUAGGAGCUGUGGGAUUACUCAGCAUGAAAUUGCCUUUUCAACGCCUGACGUGGGUACUCUCCACCCCACUGGGCAUCCAUAG